CACUCCUCUUUUUGACAUCGCUGUGCAACCAUCGAGAGAUGCAGAAGAGAGAGCCAAACAAGGCGGCAGGCGCCGGCCCGACGCCGCCCAAGCGCGGCCGGCCCUUCGGCAGCACCGCCGCCAACACUGCUGCUGCAGCCGCAGCCGCCGCGGCUGUCGGUGACUCGUCCGUCCCGGCCUCCCUCUUCGGCCCCUCCCUCCAGCUCCCUGCCUCCUUCGCUGAUCAAAAUAACAAAAGAAUUGUCCUGGCACUGCAAAGUGGGUUGAAGAGUGAGCUGACGUGGGCAUUGAACACGCUUGCAUUACUCUCCUUCAAAGAGAAGGAUGAUAUGCGCAGGGAUGCAGUGCCCCUUGCUAAAAUACCUGGACUGCUGGAUGCUCUCCUACAAAUCAUUGAUGACUGGCGGGACAUAGCUCUUCCAAAAGAAUAUGCAAAGCGCCCGAGAAUAAGAUCACUAGGGGAAAAUACUGCAGUCACAGGAUUUGGAAAUGACUAUGAAGUGACAAAUCCUAAUAACGCCCCUCCCAAUGCUGGCAGCAAUGGCUUGAAGCGCCAGUCAUUAGAGUGGUGGUUUGAUGAGGAUGGCCUGUUUAAUCUGGAUGAGGAAGGGCGCGCAGAAAAGCAGCAAUGUGCUGUUGCCACUUCAAAUAUAAUCAGAAAUUUCUCUUUCAUGCCAGAUAAUGACCUGAUUAUGGCACAACAUAGGCAUUGCUUGGAAACAAUAUUUCAAUGUAUAGAAGAUCAUGAGACAGAGGACGAGGAGCUCAUAACUAAUGCACUUGAGACGAUUGUCAAUUUGGCACCUCUGCUUGACUUGCGUAUAUUCAGUUCUUCAAAGCCAUCUUUUAUCAGAAUGACUGAAAAGCGUGCUGUUCAAGCCAUUAUGGGAAUGCUGGGAUCUUCAAUCAAAGCUUGGCACUGUGCUGCUGCUGAAAUGCUUGGACGGCUUAUAAUAAAUCCUGAUAAUGAGCCAUAUCUUCUUCCUUUUGCUCCACAGAUAUACAAGCGGCUGAUUGAUCUUCUGAGUUUGCCAGCAGUGGAUGCACAAGCGGCAGCAAUAGGGGCUCUCUAUAACCUCUCAGAAGUUAAUAUGGACUGCCGCCUUAAACUUGCAAGUGAAAGAUGGGCUGUCGAUCGACUCCUGAAGAUUGUUAGAACUCCACACCCUGUACCUGAGGUAUGUAGGAAAGCAGCGAUGAUAUUGGAGAGCCUGGUUUCUGAACCUCAAAAUAGGCCUGCCCUUUUGGCUCAUGAAAGCACCUUCGCAGAGAUACUCCUUUCAGAUGGAAAAUAUUCUGAGAUAUUUGCUCGGAUAUUGUAUGAGCUGACUUCAAGACCCAAUAGCAAGGUUGCGAUCACUCGGGGUGUAUGGGGCAUGUGAGGAUCUCAGAACUUACUUGUAGGCUUUGCCUUCUAUGACUAUGAGUGCUCGAAUCCAUCCACUAGUGCAUGUGGAGUGUUUUCAAGUAGUUCAGAUCGGACUUGUACCUAACAUGCGGAACUCUACCAUAGUUUAUCUCAUAAACGACUAUGUUGCAUUUGACGACCUUGUGAUGGAUGAAGUGGUUAAAAAUCAAAUUAGGGACGUUUAUUAUAAAUCACUUGUGUUUCUUGAGUAGCUAAUCAAUCAUCUGCCUUUAUGGUUUACCUGACUGUCUUUGUAGCUGAUUGAUGUAUCAUUGAGGGGGUUGUGCUUUACUGGAAUGUGUUUUCGGUUUUAAAGUUCUACUGAGGACAUUGUUGUAACCGAUUAGAAACUAUUAAAAAUACAAGGUUGCUCUUCUCAUUUA
Messenger RNA from Dioscorea cayenensis subsp. rotundata (Guinea yam), 1791 nucleotides. Its product is annotated as armadillo repeat-containing protein LFR. Lineage: Eukaryota; Viridiplantae; Streptophyta; Magnoliopsida; Dioscoreales; Dioscoreaceae. Gene Ontology annotation, cellular component: brahma complex; SWI/SNF complex; nucleoplasm. The record is from RefSeq and is a predicted model, not a curated record. Gene Ontology annotation, biological process: regulation of transcription by RNA polymerase II; positive regulation of DNA-templated transcription; chromatin remodeling. The coding region runs from base 39 to 1382 and encodes 447 amino acids. Gene Ontology annotation, molecular function: nucleosome binding; protein binding. The transcript is spliced from 8 exons.